AAUGGAUGAAAAUGAGAAGAUUGAUAUAUUCUCUUGUCCCCAGUUGUUCUAUUACGAUAGCAACGAAAAUCGUUGUAUUUCUUGUAAGCCGGGAAGUUACUAUGAUAAAGAAAAACGUGACUGUUUCCCCUGCGCACCUGGGGAAUAUUCAUCUUCUAGCGGUUUGUUACGCUGUAUUCCCUGCCCUAAAAACUUAAUAACAAACACUUUUGGAGCAAUUAACAAGAAUCAAUGUAUGUACAAACAAAUCGAAGUCUCCCAAGUUUACGGUACCAUUGGACAAACUGUAAAAGUGUCUUGUUUACCUGAAUUCUUGAAAAGAAGAAAUUUGCUACCUAAUUUUAUAAAAUGGUUUAAAGCGUCAAAAGUACCUUUAAAUAGCAACAAGCGUUCAUUAGAUUUAACGAUUAAUGACGCUUCUGACGCAGGUAUUUACACUUGUUCAGCCGUAAUGAAGGGUAAAUCAUACGAGUUCAAUCAUCUAAUACUGUUGAUAGAUCUAAAUACUAUUAGAUUUAAGGUAACUUAUGGCUUAUUAACUCAUUCCUGCUUCGAUAGAUACCCUUGGGAUAUCGCUAGACAUAUGACGGAAUAUAUUAAAAACAAUAUAGGCUCACCAUCUAAAUUAAAUAUUCAUAAGGAAUGCGGUCAAGAUUACGGUGAAGUGCUGUUGAAUCGACGUUGGCCUGAUGAUAUUGUUAAUUGUAGACUAAUUAAUCACCCGACAAAACCUAAUGUACAGUAUUGUUAUCCUAAAACUUUUAAAACAUUCUUUCUGUUCGGUGAGGACUAUUACAAUUUGACCGGAAAUCUAUAUCGGCCAAAUAUAGGCGAUAAUACAUACUACAGGAAACUUCAAAGAAUAUCCGUUGUAUCAAAACCGGAUAAGGGAUCAAUUAUAUUUAAUACUAUGGACUGUAUGUGGAAGGCGUACUCCACGCUGCAAAACUAUUAUAGAUAUGAAAGGACAGAUGAAGAUCACGAUUAUAACGUAUACAUUAGACAUCUUCUAAGAAUACUUCGUUACGACGCAUCCGUCAAGAUGGAAUAUCCAUUUGCCAAUUUUUCAUGGACCAACCUGGAAUGGAUAUUUGCAGUACGUUAUUGCAUAGUUUGCAGUUUGUUUGGUAAUCUGAGAUUGAAUUUGUACAAUUUUACUGAAUUAUCAAAUUCUUCCUAUGAGUCUAAAUUCUAUAAUAAAUAUGGUCAAAAUGGUGUUAUAAAGUCUCCAUUAUCUAUUGAAUACGAUUGUGAUAAGGGUUAUGAACCCGACGAAUAUAUGCUCUUAUGUAUAGGCUGUCAGCCAGGAUAUUAUAAACAUGAGAAAGGUAGAAAUCGAUGCCUAGAGUGCCCUUUAAAUACAUACCAAGACUAUCAAGGUCAACAAUUAUGUAAACUCUGUCCAAAUUCAACUUUUACAGAAUCUACAGCAUCAUUCGAUCUCUCCCAUUGCCUUAUUGAAUAUCCUAAUAGAAUUUUAGUGAGAGAUCCGAUCAUUAGGAGAAGGCCAAUCGGGUUCAGAGUGUCAAUACAAAACAUUAAUUUUCAAACUGACUUUUUCGCAACGUUUCCUUUUACAACUAGUCAACCUACUCUAAAAAAUUGGAUUAAAAUUUUAAUAGGCCUAUGCACUCCUUUACUUUUUUCAAUAAUCGUUUAUGGUUCCCUAAUAAUGUUUGCUCGUUUAAAGAAACCAAAGAAAGAUAAACAGGAAGUUUUAGAAAUACUUCUAAAAUCGAAAUUUCGUAGGCCUAAUAAAGAAGUUGAAGAUGCACUUUUAUUGGUGAAGUCUAUAAAGAAUAAAAACUUGUGUAAAAGUGGAUAA
This is a messenger RNA of Dimorphilus gyrociliatus, 1825 nucleotides long. The record is from the annotation of a GenBank genome assembly. Lineage: Eukaryota; Metazoa; Annelida; Polychaeta; Dinophilidae.